AGCCCCUGAAAUCAUCCUCGGUUUACCGUUUUGUGAAGCAAUCGAUAUGUGGUCGUUGGGAUGUGUCAUUGCAGAGCUGUUCUUGGGCUGGCCGUUGUACCCGGGAGCUUCAGAGUACGAUCAGAUUCGCUAUAUUUCACAGACGCAGGGCUUACCAGCAGAGUAUUUGUUAAGUGCAGGGACAAAGACUACGAGGUUUUUCAACAGGGAUACAGACUCACCGUAUCCUUUGUGGAGGCUGAAGACGCCAGAUGAUCAUGAGGCAGAGACGGGGAUUAAGUCGAAGGAAGCAAGAAAGUAUAUUUUCAACUGUUUGGAUGAUAUGGCACAGGUGAACAUGACAACAGAUUUGGAAGGAAGUGAUAUGUUGGUGGAAAAGGCGGACCGGCGGGAGUUUAUAGAUCUGUUAAAGAAGAUGUUGACGAUAGAUGCAGAUAAGAGAAUUACACCCAUUGAAACUCUGAACCACCCUUUUGUCACCAUGACACACUUGCUUGAUUUCCCCCACAGCACACAUGUCAAGUCCUGCUUCCAGAACAUGGAGAUUUGCAAGCGGCGGGUGAAUAUGUAUGACACAGUGAACCAGAGCAAGACGCCAUUCAUCACCCAUGUAGCCCCGAGCACAUCGACCAACUUGACCAUGACUUUUAACAACCAGCUGAACACAGUCCACAACCAG
This is a messenger RNA of Fulmarus glacialis (Northern fulmar), 679 nucleotides long. Its product is annotated as homeodomain-interacting protein kinase 2-like. The record is from RefSeq and is a predicted model, not a curated record. Gene Ontology annotation, cellular component: cytoplasm; PML body; nucleus. Gene Ontology annotation, biological process: peptidyl-threonine phosphorylation; positive regulation of transcription by RNA polymerase II; peptidyl-serine phosphorylation. Gene Ontology annotation, molecular function: ATP binding; transcription corepressor activity; transcription coactivator activity. The annotation marks the transcript as partial. The transcript has 5 exons. NCBI's taxonomy places the organism in Eukaryota, Metazoa, Chordata, Aves, Procellariiformes, Procellariidae.